CGCGUCAGUCCGCUGCCUGUUGCUGUUCCGCCAGCGCACACUGCCUACUCUCUUCACACAGACUGUUUAUCUACGACAUAUUACUUAUAAUAAUGCACGGCAAUGACACUCUACUGCUUUUCUUGUCUUUAAUUCUCCUUUGCAUUGGACUGAAGGCAAUAUCAGCGCAAUCUGCCAUGUACGAGACAGAUGUGGUCGUUCCGCAGGAGCUGCGGCCAGAAGAGGUGCACCUGCUCCAGGGAACCUACAGGUGGAGCAGAGGUCGCAGACGACGUUCGGACCAUCAGCAGGAGGACCACCUGUUUCUACGGCUGCCUGCUUUCGGAAAGGAACUCUACUUGCAGCUCCAUAGAGACGACUCUUUCCUCGCCGAGGGGUUUUUGAUGGAGGAGAGGAGCGAGGAGGGCAGCGUUCAGCAUGAACCUGUUCUAAAGGUUCGGCGGUGUUUCUAUACCGGAGCCGUUCUCAAUCACACUGACUCUUUCGCCUCAUUGGAUGCUUGUGGUGGACUGACUGGCCUGGUUCAAACUGAAGAGGAAAGACUGUUCAUCACGCCAGUGGGCCAGGCUGCGGAUUCCUUCUCUGGCUGGGAACACCGAGUGAUCCGGGAAAUACAUUCUUCAUCGGAUGGACCUGCUACUGCUGCAGACAGCAGCCCGAAAUUGUGCCAAACCAUCCAAGACAAGAAGAAGGAGAAAAGGGCAAAAGGAGCAGAGGAGGUGCGUGGCAGGAGGAACGCCAUUAGGCUGAGUAGAGAGUUCACCGUGGAGACGGUCGUGGUGGCUGACGCAAAUAUGGUGCAGUACCACGGUGCUGAGGCUUCCCAACGUUUCCUGCUCACCGUUAUGAACAUGGUUUAUAACAUGUUUCAACACCAGAGUUUGGGUGUGUGGCUCAACAUCCGGGUCACCAAGUUAGUUCUUCUGCACACCCGUCCAGAAAAGCUGAAGGUGGGCCAUCAUGGCGAAAAAGCCUUGGAGAGCUUCUGUCACUGGCAGCAUGAGGAAUACGGCGCACGAUACCUGGGUAGCAAUCAUGUUCCUGGGAGCAGAGAUGACCCUCCUCCUGUGGACGUGGCUGUGCUGGUCACCAGAACAGAUUUUUGUGUCCACAAAGAUGAGCCUUGUGACACAGUUGGAAUUGCUUAUCUAGGUGGCACCUGUAGCUCCAAGAGGAAGUGUGUGCUGGCAGAGGACAACGGACUCAACCUGGCCUUCACCAUCGCUCAUGAGCUGGGCCACAACAUGGGCAUGAGCCAUGACGACGAUCACGCCAGCUGCACAGGCCACUCUCACAUCAUGUCUGGGGAAUGGGUCAAAGGUCGUAACCCCAGUGAUCUCUCCUGGUCCACCUGCAGUCGUGACGACCUGGAAAAGUUCCUCAGAUCAAAGGCCAGUGCCUGUUUGCUGCAUACUGACCCACGUAACCGCUACCUCGUCCGUCUGCCAGCUAAACUUCCCGGGAUGCACUACAGCGCUGAUGAACAGUGCCAGAUUUUAUUCGGAACGAACGCAACUUUCUGCACUGAUAUGGAGCACUUGAUGUGUGCGGGUCUCUGGUGUUUGGUGGAGGGAGACACGUCAUGUAAGACCAAACUAGAUCCACCGCUGGACGGCACAGAAUGUGGAGCCGACAAGUGGUGCAGGGCCGGUGAGUGUGUCAGUAAGACACCCAUCCCGCAGCAUGUGGAUGGAGACUGGAGUCCAUGGAGCACAUGGAGCAUGUGCAGCCGAACAUGUGGCACAGGAGCGCGCUUCAGACAGAGGAAAUGUGACAACCCCCCGCCCAGUCCAGGAGGGAGGCACUGUCAGAAGGCCAGCGUGGAGCAUAAAGUGUGCGAGGGGCCGCCGUGUUCCAAGGGUCUGCCCACGUUUAGAGAUCAGCAGUGUCAGUCUCAUGACCGGCAGGCCAGUAAGAAGAAAAGCCAGAUGUGGUCAGCUGUGAUCGAUGAUGAAAAGCCAUGUGCUCUAUACUGUACACCCAUUGGCAGUGAUGCACCAGUACUAGUGGCAGAGCGUGUGCAGGACGGGACGCCAUGUGGACCGUAUGAGAGCGACCUGUGUGUGAGCGGAAAAUGUCAGAAAAUCGGCUGUGAUGGCAUCAUCGGUUCAUCUGCGAAAGAAGAUCGGUGUGGCAUCUGCAAUGGUGAUGGCAAAUCCUGCAGGAUCAUCAAAGGAGACUUCAACCACUCCAAAGGGAUGGUCCCUCAUAGCCUUUGUAAGAAGGUUUCUACGUGUGUGAUGUCGAAACCCAGAGCUGUUCUCAAGUGUUUCUCAUGUUACAUUGAGGCAGCUGUCAUUCCGGUGGGAGCUCGACGAAUCAAAGUUGUGGAAGACAAGCCGUCCCAUAGCUUUCUGGCUCUGAAGGACUCCGGCAAGCGAUCCAUAAACAAUGACUGGAAAAUCGAGCUGCCAGGGGAGUUUGAGCUUGCUGGCACCACAGUCCGCUAUGUGAGGAGAGGACUGUGGGAAAAGAUGUCUGCCAAGGGACCCACUAAGACUCCACUCCAUCUCAUGGUUCUGCUGUUCCACGAUCAAACGUACGGGAUCCACUAUGAGUACACGGUUGCCCUGAACCAUUCGCAGGAGAACAGCAGCGAUUCGGUAAAAGAGCCAGAGCACAUGCACCUGUGGACUCACAGCAGCUGGGAGGACUGCAGCGUGCACUGCGGAGGAGGAGAGAGAAGGACUGUGGUGUCGUGCAUGAAAAUCGUUAACAAGACCAUGACUCAAGUAAACGACAGCUACUGUCAGGUGCAGAACAGACCUUCACCUCAAAUCCGCUCGUGUAACAUCCACCCCUGCCAAUACAGGUGGGUCACUGGCGCUUGGACGCAGUGUUCAGUAACCUGCGGUAAAGGCUUGCAGCAGAGGGAAGUUGGCUGCGUGUAUCAGCUGCAAAAUGGCACAUACAUUCCCACCAGAGACCUGUACUGUCUCAGCUCCAAACCAGCUGGCGUACAGCACUGCGAGGGACGCCACUGCCUCACCGUGUGGGAGGCCUCCGAAUGGUCCAAGUGUUCCUCGGAAUGUGGUCGCGGCAGCAGAAAGCGGACAGUGACCUGCACCAAUCCUCAGGGUCUCUGUGAUCCCGUGUCUCGUCCCACAGAGGAGGAGAUGUGUGAGGAUCAAUCCAAAUGUUACGAGUGGAAAACCGGUGAAUGGUCUAAGUGCUCAUCAUCCUGUGGGCGGGGCUUGCAAUCCAGAGUGGUCCAAUGCAUGCACAAAGUGACCGGUCGGCAUGGCAGCAACUGCCCAGUAGUCCUGAAGCCCCCCACGUACAGGCAGUGUCAUCAGGGGGCAUGUAACGUAAAAGUCAAUGUAAACACCAUCACCUCCCCUAGACUGGCUGCAUUGACGUACAAGUGCACGGGGGAUCAGUGGGCGGUUUACUGCAGGGUGAUCCGUGAUAAGAACCUGUGCCAGGACAUGCGCUGGUACCAACGCUGCUGCCAGACCUGCAGAGACUUUUACACCAACAAAAUGCCCCCCAAGACUUGAGAACAACACACAGAGGUUUAUUUUUGCCUUUCCUGUUUGUACUGUCAAGAAUAAUAUGUUUUAUAUUUGAAAAUGUUAUUAUGUGAAAUUAAAAGCAGCCUGAAAGCAGUGGAACAGAUAUUUUCAAGCAGAACACACUAUGCAAACUUUUGAAGGCACUGAG
Rhinichthys klamathensis goyatoka is the source of this 3663-nucleotide messenger RNA. RefSeq names its product ADAM metallopeptidase with thrombospondin type 1 motif, 17 (gene adamts17). The transcript has 24 exons. The record is from RefSeq and is a predicted model, not a curated record. Gene Ontology annotation, biological process: extracellular matrix organization; proteolysis. Bases 93 to 3500 code for a protein of 1135 amino acids. Gene Ontology annotation, molecular function: metalloendopeptidase activity. Gene Ontology annotation, cellular component: extracellular matrix. Lineage: Eukaryota; Metazoa; Chordata; Actinopteri; Cypriniformes; Leuciscidae.